Messenger RNA from Meloidogyne enterolobii, 2747 nucleotides. Lineage: Eukaryota; Metazoa; Nematoda; Chromadorea; Rhabditida; Meloidogynidae. The record is from the annotation of a GenBank genome assembly.
AAAAUGCCCAUUCUCUUCAGUAAACAACGUGCACAACCACAAACACCCCAAUCUACGUCUUCAGGAUUUAGACAUGGUCCCCCAAGUACAACAUCUUUUGGCUCUGGACAUUCUCAGCAGUCACCAAGGGCGAGGCAUAAUUUGAGGCCAACGGCCUCAAGCAGUUCGAUAGGUGUGAUUAGACGACUCUCAGUUGCGCACACGGGACUUCGCCGGAGGGCCAGCCAAAGGGCCAGAAAAUCCAUUCAGAGAUUGAGAGGGAGAGGUGAUACUGUGAGACGUUUUUUGAGGGACCCAAAAUUAAUUGGCCAAAUAGCAAAAGACAUCUAUCAAAAAUGGCACAUAAAGCACUUGAUACCCUUAUUUUUUGUAUUGGUUUAUAUGAUAAUUGGUGCAUUUCUCUUUUUAUGGCUAGAGGAAGCUGCAGAAAAAGAACGGAUUGCAAAAAGAAAUUUGGAAUAUGAAAAAGAAAGGCGCCUUUUUAUUAAAAGAAUGGAAGAAAUUCUGUUGGAUAGAAGUUCUCGUGGAGAUAUACUAAAAAGGAGGGAACAAGUCGAAGAGGCAGUUGAUCACUUAAGGAUAACACUUUCGAUAGAUCCGUUGCCUAGAUUGCCUGAAUGGUCUUUUACUAAUUCUAUGUAUUUUGCUGGUACAAUAUUCACAACAAUAGGAUAUGGAGAUAUUGCUUGUGAAACAUUUUAUGGUCGUCUAGCAACAGUGAUCUACGCUAUUUUUGGCAUUCCAUUAAUGUUAAUUACUCUAAAUGAACUGGGCAAAUUUCUCUACAAAUCAAUCAACGAAUUAUUUGCAAUGUUUAAUAAAAUAUGGGCAAAAUUACGGAAACGUUUGGGAUUAAAAACUAAAGGAAAAGAUGAAGCAAUGAAUAAUGAUGUGGAAAAGGGGUUGAGGAAUGGGGAUAAUGGCAGGCAACAAAUUCAAUUUAAAUCAAGCGAGGAACAGGCAAAAGCCGUUAGCUUUCAUCUAAAUGCUGAGGGUGAAGAAGAAAAAUCUACAACAGACGAUCUUUCCCUAAAAAUGGAAGUGAAUGAAAGUGACAAUAAUUGUGAAGAUAAUACUGGACAAAAAUUUUCUUUGCCAACAUUAAAAGAAGAGAAUACAUUAACAGAAAGUGAGGAGAUGGUAAAGGAAGUAAAAGACGGGAGUGAAGUAGAUGAGGAUGAAGGUGGGGGUGCUAGUGUAGAUUGGGAAGAUGAAGAGGAAGAAAGGCAGGAAGAAGUAACUGAAGCACCAAGAAUGCCUGUAAUUGUGGCAGUUACUUGCACUUUUGCUUGGAUAUUUUUGUGUGCUGGAUUAUUUAGAUUAUGGGAGCAUCAAUGGACAUACGGAGACUCUCUCUAUUUUAUGUUCAUUUCUUUGUUAACGGUUGGCCUAGGAGAUGUUAAUGUUCAAAGAAGAGAUUUGAUGGUCCUCUGCUUCAUUUUCGUCAUUAUCGGCCUCUCCCUAGUUUCAAUGUGUAUAAAUGUCAUUCAAAACUCCUUGGAAGACCUCUACCGAAAAUUAUUACUAAAAAUCCUGUCAGAUUAUCAAGCAGCUUUAACAAAAGAUGGAAGUCAUAAAACUGCCUCGAUGGGUGUAAUAAAGACUUUAAGCCUUAACAAAACGGCAAAAUAUUUAAUGCCAAUGUUGAGUGAUACAACAAAACGUUCUGUGAUGCAGAAAGUGCAGGAAGAGGCUAGAGAGACGGGAAUGGAAAUUCCUCCAAUUUUUGAACAUUUUGAGGAAAUUAACCAAAUAAUUAACAAAAAAGAGUUGGCAAAUGAUGAAGAAAUACAAUCAACAAUUGUUGAUCAAAUAUUGAGGCCAAAUUUACAGAGUGCACAUUCCAGUUUGUUAUGCGGAAGAUCUGCGAGUUUUACUUCGAGGGAUAGAAAUACACAAACAGAAAUAAAGAAAAAAAUGGGUGUUGAAAAGGAACAGCAAACAGAAAGGUGUGGGUCAACGGAUGAAGGAAUACAAACAUGUAGUAUCGAACAACGUGAUGCAGAAUCUAUGACUACACCAAGUACAAGCAUGAGUGUUGACAUCCAAACCGACAGUGUUUUAUGUGUCGAUGAAGAUGUCCAAACAUUUGAACUGCUUGAACUUGCUGAUCAGGAAGUUCAAACAGAUGAGAAACCAACGAAAAAUCAAAGGAUACAAACACCUCUGCCUGUUCUAGUUGAUGCAGAGGCACAAAGUGAAGAGAUAAACAAAGACUUGGAAAAAAUUCAUGGUUCAAGACUUCAUGCGGCUAGAAGAAGAUUGCGCCAAGCAUUUCACCGUUCAAAAGCUAGAGGAAUUGAAGAUCCAACAAUGCUGGGAUGGCAAGAAUUUGAUGAAAAUAAUUCAUCAGAUGAAGGCUCUUUAGAUUGGGACCCUAUUGAUGGAAUGCAUGCAGAAAAGCAGGUAAAAUUCGAUAAGGUUUUGAAGUUCACAGUGUUACCUACCAGGGAACGCGCCGACGGAAAAUCAAAUUCUCGAUUUUCGAGAAUCGUGAAUUCCCGAAAAUUUCGAAUUCACGAUUUUCGUGAAUCGGGUCGGCGUUACCUACUCGAUUACUCCUCCCAAGGAAUUGUUUUUUUAAUAAUCCCUAGGAUUGGGGAAUUUUAUUCGGCUGUGGGGAAUUGAGUUAAUAAUGAAAUAUUGAGAGUUAAGAAAAGGAAGGUAUGAGGGGAAGGAGGAUUAGGAAUAUACUUGGAUUUUUUUAUCCAAUGAAUCAUAAAAUAAAAAAAUCCUAUUGUAGAAGC